AUGCGAUUCGUCCCAGCUCUCGUUGCGGUCACCUCUGCGGUCUGUGUCCUUGCAAGACUCUUGCCGCCCUCCUCACCCACCUUCGUUACCGACCGCCCCGGUACCUUUUCAUUAAAACAAGUGCGGAACCUCAACUUUGUCCGUAACGGCCCGGCCCAGCUGGCCAAGAUCUAUCACAAAUACCACACCUCUCUUCCGGACGAUCUCAAGGCGGCCGUCAACCGAAUCGGAAACCAGCCGGGGAAACGGUCGAAUGGCAGUGUCGAGACGAAUCCAGAGGGACACGAUGUUGAGUACUUGACGCCGGUUUCUAUCGGCACCCCCGAGCAAGUCUUAAACCUUGACUUCGACACGGGAUCCAGUGACCUCUGGGUCUUCAGCUCCGAGACCAAAAACAGCGAUGUUGAAGGACAGACGGUCUACAAUCCGAAUAAGAGCAGCACGGCUGAGAAGCUUCAAGGCUACACGUGGCAGAUCUCUUACGGAGAUGGCAGCUAUUCCGGCGGCACCGUUUAUAGCGACACAGUCACGAUUGGCGGCCUAGCCGUCCCAUCUCAGGCGGUGGAAGUUGCAACGCGGGUUUCGGACGAAUUCACCUCCGACCCCAAUAACGACGGCUUGCUCGGCCUGGGGUUUAGCUCCAUCAACACGGUCGAGCCGGAGGCGCAGAAGACCUUCUUCGACAAUGCCAAGGCCAGCCUUGCUUCUCCUCUCUUUACGGCUGACCUCAAAGCCAGCGCUCCUGGCCAUUUCACUUUCGGAUAUAUCGACCCGGACGCUUAUACUGGGAACAUCACGUACGCGCCGGUGGACAACAGUGGAGGAUUUUGGGCCUGGACAUCAUCGGGGUAUGCGGUUGGGUCGGGGGGAUUCGAGAAUACCACGUUUCAGGGCAUUGCGGACACGGGUGCGUCCCUACUUCUUCUGCCCAGCUCCGUGGUCUCGGCCUACUACGAACAAGUCAGCGGCGCAACGUACGACAUUAUGCAGGGAGGAUAUACACUCCCGUGUAACGGACCAGUACCUGAUUUUGCCUUCGGAAUUGGAGACAAGGGCGCCAUGAUCACUGUGCCUGGUGAUUACAUGCAAUUCGCCCCAACGACCUCGGGCGGGACAACCUGCUUUGGGGGCAUCCAGCCGGAUACAGGAAUUGGGUUUUCCAUUUAUGGAGAUGUCGCUCUCAAGGCUGCUUUUGUCGUCUUUGACGGUGGCAACCAGCAGCUGGGGUGGGCAUCCAAGACCUUACCGUCACACACCGGGACGACAAGAACCUGA
Chaetomium fimeti is the source of this 1275-nucleotide messenger RNA. RefSeq names its product aspartic peptidase domain-containing protein. Bases 1 to 1275 code for a protein of 424 amino acids. The transcript has 2 exons. The record is from RefSeq and is a predicted model, not a curated record. Gene Ontology annotation, biological process: proteolysis. Gene Ontology annotation, molecular function: aspartic-type endopeptidase activity. NCBI's taxonomy places the organism in Eukaryota, Fungi, Ascomycota, Sordariomycetes, Sordariales, Chaetomiaceae.